AACGGUGGAUGCAUGCACGCCUGCCACAACACUUUCGGCAGCUACCUUUGCAGCUGCUUCACUGGCUUCCGACUACAGCAUGAUGGUCAUCGUUGCUACGACGUUGACGAAUGUAGAGCGUGGAGCAACCCCUGCCAGCAACUCUGCACCAACACGCACGGAAGUUUCGUCUGCUCAUGUAAAAGUGGAUUCCAUCUUAACAGUGAUCGAAAGACGUGUACCGACAUAAACGAGUGUGACGAUGAUGAUAAGCUAACAAAAUGCCAACAUUAUUGUGUCAACACGUUUGGUUCCUAUCACUGCCUAUGUGCCCAUGGCUACGCAUUACAUUCUGACGGAAAAACUUGUUUAGGUUGGUCGGUGUGUGUAUGUGUCAACCACAAAAACGUGGCUCUGGUAACUUCCGCCACCACAUUAGCCACAACUUCCGAGCCAAUGCAACAGAUUGAAACCUUCACAGGUAAGUUUUCGUUGAUUGAAAAUGAACAAAACUUUCAUUUGAAACCAGAUCCAACGACGGUUCAUUUCAACGUUCAACUGAAAGGUCGUUUUGGGCCAGACUGCCAGUUCAGUUGUUUGUCAUCUUGCGAGAAUGGAGCCAGAUGCAAUGGUCAGCUCAACGCCUGCCUCUGCACGCCUGGCUGGUUUGGAAUUCUCUGUCAGUAUCCUUGCCCUCAGAAUUUCUACGGCUCGGACUGCCAGUACAUGUGCGGGUGUGUGAACGGCGGAAAGUGCAACUCCGUGGAUGGGUCAUGCACGUGCCCACCCAACCGCAGAGGAGAAAGAUGCCAGCAUGGAUGCCCGUCCGGGUACUACGGACCUCACUGCAAACAGAAAUGUCCCUACCAGUGCAAAAGUGGGUCAUGUAAUGAGGUCACAGGUCAUUGCGAAUGUGGUCCGGGUCGUAAGGGGGUCACGUGUGCUGACGAGUGUGAAAGUGGCUACUGGGGAACUGAUUGUGCUUACUUCUGCAAAUGUCAUGCAGAACAAUCUCGUGGGUGUCACUCCCUGACAGGAACGUGCAUCUGCAAUCGCGGCUACACAGGCGACACGUGUGAACUGAAGUGUCCUGAUGGUUUCUAUGGUUAUGGAUGCUACGAGAGAUGCAGUUGCGGCAAAGAUGGCGGAGUGGGAGGACACUGUGAUCACGUGAACGGAAGUUGUUUCUGUCCUCCUGGUUACAGAGGAGAGAUGUGCGAUGAAGCCUGUCCGCCGAACAAGUACGGCCACAGCUGUUCAGAAACAUGCGAAUGCGUGGUCAACCAAUCAAAAUCCUGCAGUCUUCGUGAUGGCUUCUGUCAGUGCAAACCUGGAUUCAAGGGCAAACAUUGCGAGGACAAAUGUUCGAAGGGGUUUUUUGGGGAGGGGUGCAACUAUUUCUGUCAGUGUUACAAUGGGGCCACCUGUGAUCACGUGACUGGGGACUGUUCCUGUCCGCCGGGGUGGUGGGGUGACGGCUGUCGAGAGGUGUGUCCAGCUGGAAUGUGGGGCAAAAACUGUGGAGAGAGAUGUACGUGUAGCCAACCUUCUCAAUGCGAUGCAGUGAGCGGGCGAUGCUUGUGCGCGAUUGGUUGGACUGGAGCCAGAUGCCAUCAAAAAUGUCCCCCAAAUAAAUUUGGCGUUAACUGUUCGACUCCAUGUAACUGUAACGAACGUGGUACCUUAAGGUGCCAUCCUGAAACUGGCACGUGCGAAUGUUCUGAUGGUUUCAUUGGAGUGAAUUGCGAAAAAAUUUGUCCUGGCGGUUAUUACGGAGAAGCCUGCAAGCAGAAAUGCACGUGUGCCAACAACUCAACGUGCCAUGCAGCGAGUGGGAAGUGCAGAUGCAAGAGUGGAUGGCUCGGCGAUGACUGUGACAAACCUUGUGGCGUUGGUUUCUUCGGUCCGAAGUGCAGCAGGCCGUGCAGAUGUGGAAGCGACGAAGAGUGCGACCACGUCAAUGGUGACUGCUACUGCAGGGACGGUUUCAGCGGGCAGCGAUGUACGAGAGAUUGCCCAGAAAAGACUUUCGGGCCGAAAUGUGAAUUCGAAUGUUGGUGCCAUCCCUCUUCCGUCUGCCAUCCUUACUUCGGAAGUUGCAGAUGUCCUCCGGGAUUCCUUGGACCGCACUGCAACGAAACGUGUCCGGUUGGUUACCAUGGAGAUAACUGCACCAAAAUUUGCGACUGUCUCAACGGAGCUACUUGUGAUCACGUUUCAGGGAUGUGCAGUUGUAGAGAUGGCUGGAUUGGAAGUAAAUGCGAACAAGCCUGUUCUGAGGGUUUCUACGGCCACAAAUGUCAGAAUGCAUGCCUCUGCCAGUCGCAAUCAAAAUGUGAUCACGUGACUGGCCGAUGCACAUGUGGAAUGGGCAGGACGGGAGAGAUGUGCCAGGAAGAAUGUGUGAAUGGUACAUUCGGUCCGGAUUGUUCACAGAGGUGUCAGUGUUUGAAUGGGGCAAGUUGCAAUGCUGUUUCGGGAGUUUGCGUCUGCCCGGCUGGGUGGUACGGUCCCAGAUGUCAGUUCGUCUGUCCGAAUGGAUGGUUCGGCUCUCACUGCGAGCACAAGUGUUCGUGUGCGCACGCGUCAAAGUGUCAUCCAAUCACAGGCGAGUGUUUGUGCGCUUCCGGCUACCAUGGUGAGAGAUGUGAAAUUGCAGAGAUGAGCGAAGAGAUGAAGAAGAAGAGGAAAAAGAUGAUGACAAUGAUUGAGAAGAAAAAAUGUGAAACCGGUUUCUACGGUCCGCAAUGCAGUUCCAGGUGUUCAUGCAGUAACGAAUCAACGUGUGAUCACGUGACAGGAAAGUGUAGAUGUACCUCGAACUGGAUUGGUCCCACCUGCUCUAAUGACGCAGGAAAGGCAGAUAAUGAAAGAAGUGAUGUACCCGUGGAAAGAAGUGAUGUACCUCCGGAGAGAGGAAGAUCAUGACGGAUACCCUACCCACAACUGCAUUUCAAGCACUGACAUGUUGUGCACCUUCUCAUCCUCUUGCAUUUCUUCCAUACUUCAUUUUUAACAGAGCACAAUUCUGCGGACGUCCAGAGAAAAUAAAAAUAUCCUCUUAGGAAAUUUGAAUCAAUCAAAUAAUAUUUUAUUGCAUCGUCAUUGUUUUAAAUUAUCUACUCAGAGAUUGAUGUGUUGUCAUUAGAUGGAAGGAUAUAUAGAUGAAUGAAUGAAUGAAUCGAUUGAUGAAUGAAUGAAUGGGUUUAUUAGCACAUAGUUAGCUUUGUUUUUUCAUGUCGUUUUAUUUGCCUUUCUUAUUUAUACGCGCGCUGAUUCUUGAUGAAUUUCAUCGUAAGUG
Molecule: messenger RNA, 3280 nt
Organism: Helobdella robusta
Lineage: Eukaryota; Metazoa; Annelida; Clitellata; Rhynchobdellida; Glossiphoniidae
Exons: 18
Coding region: 13-2907 (964 amino acids)
Cellular component (GO): membrane
Molecular function (GO): calcium ion binding
Source: RefSeq, a predicted model, not a curated record